CAUUGCCUUCGGUGUUCUUUGAAUAGUCAGGGGUGUGACAAGCAGGAGGAGAGCAGAGGUGGGUGACAGGUGACAGCACCAGGAGUAGACCUGGGUUCUUUUGUUUUCGGCCUCCCCAGGUGGACGCAGACCAGCAACGAGCCCCAACGGGAGACCAGCCUGGGUCUGUUCAGGGCUUAUGACCCAGACUUGCUUCCUGCCCCGGCGGGAGUGGGUGGCGCCCCGGCGAGAAGUGCCAGGAAUGGGGCCCUCCAGCUGGCUGGGGCUCUCCUGCGGCUGCAGCAGAGCAGGGGCUCCCCGCCGCAGCCGCGUCCCUCCCCUAGGCCCAUGGCAGCGGCGUCCUUGGCGCCCAGUUGCAAGCGGCUCCCCACCUUGGGCGCCUCUUUGCAGCCAGAGCGGCUGCGGCACCUGGGUGCGCUGGGCCACGGGCGGCGCCGGCGGGGAGCGCUCUGAGCAGCCGAGCCGGCCGGGCAGCGAGGAGCUGCUGACGGCGGCGGAGAAGCGGAUCGUGGCGCUGCACCGGGAGGCCUGCGCGGCUGGCCUGCAAAACUAUGUGGAUCCAGUUACUGGCUAUUUAGUGUUCACCAAAGUUGCCCACUUGCAGAGAGGUAAAUGCUGUGGUUCUGCAUGCAGACAUUGUCCAUAUGAUCAAGCUAACGUAAAAGACCCGUCCAAAAAGAAGCGGUUCAAUUCAUUUUUUUAUACUUGACGAUCAGUGCAUUUGCCAUCUACGAUGCAGAAACCUAAGCCAGGAUCAGUUCUUUGUGGCUUCGUCUGCAUUAAUAUUGGCAUUCCUUUUAUUGAUGCUGGGUUAUUUGAAUACAUUUCAAUUGUAAUAAAAACCAAGCUAAACCGUG
Molecule: messenger RNA, 857 nt
Organism: Malaclemys terrapin pileata
Lineage: Eukaryota; Metazoa; Chordata; Testudines; Emydidae
Gene: C8H1orf53
Product: chromosome 8 C1orf53 homolog
Exons: 3
Coding region: 179-709 (176 amino acids)
Source: RefSeq, a predicted model, not a curated record